AUGAGGAUGAUUUGCAGCACAUCUAAGAGUUUUCCUCAAGUUAGAAACCUUUGUUUGCAAUACUCAGUGGUCAAGCCGGAUUGGAUAACUACUGUAAGAGGUGUCAUGAUGUCCAAGUAUAAUCAUCACAUAACAUGUCUGGAGCUGGAGCGAGCAAGAAUAGAUGCAUCUGAUCUCAGAGACUCUGUCAAAGAACUAAAAGGCUUGAAAAAAUUUAGUUAUGGGAAUGACCAAAUUCAUGGUUUGCCAUCUACUCAGCAACUUCAUUUAAAUUCCAAGUCUCUUAUGGAAGUGGAGCUUUUUCAGGUUGGAGAUUUUGCAGAGUACGAUUUUGUAUUUCCUAAACUGAAGAAGCUGACACUAAAUGGUUGUACUUCUGUGUGUAAACUGGGCAUUGAUGCAUCUGCACUGAGGUGUCUUUAUCUACUGCUGUGUGUUGAGGUUCGCAAACUCAACAGAAUCACUGCUAACUCUCUGCAUGAGUUAAAACUAAGGAGAUGCAAUGCUCUUAUUCCAGCAGAACUGAUUAGUCUUUUGGUUAGAAACCCAGACAUCAAAUCAUUAGAGCUUGAAGUGUACUGGUCAAGUUUAAGACUAGAUCAGCACUCGACUCCAUCAUUGGAAAAUAUCAAAAUAUUUGACAAUGGUGAACGCUUGACCUCAGUUGACAUCCGCUGUCCCAAACUGCAGCAUCUUAUGAUUAAAAAGUCAAUGACUCGUUCCACUAUUUUAAAAGCUGUUUCAAUAUCAUCAUUUGAUGUCAAGAAGAUUGUAGUCAGUGAUGUACCUAACCUUCGGAAAAUCACCAUUGAAGCUGACCGAGUCGCAUACCUUGAACUGAACUUUGAAAGAAGGCUAGAUCAUGUCAAACCUACUGAAUAUACAAAGUUAAGUUUCAGAAGUAGGAUGUGUCAGUUGAAAAUCAAGCAUCUUGUUAUCAAGAAGUGUAAUUUGAAAGCUCUAGUUGUUUCUUUGUGCAAUGUUCAGCACAUAUCCCUGGAAUACUGUAACCUUGACUGCCCUGUUGGUGAUUUGAUUCAAAACUGUGGUAUGGUGGAAUCACUGACUUUGAAGAACUGCUACGGGCCUUGUCAGUUGAACUUAAACAGUGAGCAUCUCAAAGAACUCCAUGUUGUUUCCUGUACAUCACUGCUUAUGGAUCACAUCAAUCUGGCUUGUCCAUCUCUGGUAGUACUCAAUGUGUCAGGACUGUCAUUCUUGCCAAGCCAGGAAGAAGUACAUUUUAUUGCUAGCAAUGUUAGGGAACUGUCUCCAUUUCUUGGAUCUAUUAAAUUCUCUCAUUAG
This is a messenger RNA of Porites lobata, 1305 nucleotides long. The record is from the annotation of a GenBank genome assembly. NCBI's taxonomy places the organism in Eukaryota, Metazoa, Cnidaria, Anthozoa, Scleractinia, Poritidae.